UCAAUUAGAACUUUCCGGAGCAAUGGUUGGAGAAAUCGCCGAAACCCCAGAAGGCACUGCGUCACGGAGAGUAGGUGGGGAAGAGUCUCGUUGGGAAAUGUAGUCGCUGUAUUGCAUGUCACCCUCUUAGACCCCGGGCUCGUAGAAGGGAUAAGAACAAUGGGAUAGCUGCUUGCAGACAAAAUAGAAUCACCUGUCUACAUGGUAUUUUUUGUGAAAACUGUGAGUACCAACUCAGCUGGCAUCAUGGAUAACCGGUGUUAUGGCUGUGCAUCCAAGUUUACUAUCUUCAAGAAACAGUGUGGUUGCAAGGGUUGUGGUCGAGGAUUUUGCUCAAGCUGCCUUGGAUUCAGUGCCAUUGUUCCCCAUUGUGGGGACACUCAGCAGAAGGUUUGCAAGCAAUGUCACAGGGAGUUAACAAGUGGAUCAUCUCAGUCAAAUUCAGGUAGAUGGUCUCCCCCAGAGAACUAUAAGAAGCGGAUUGCAGCUCUUGAAGCCAAGCAGAACCAGCCCCAGAGGCCUCAGGCUCAGAGCCAGACAGACCCCAGAUAUCGAGGGCUAUCAAAAGAGGAUCGGUUCCUAACAGACAGACUGGAGAGGCUCAGGAAGGCAACAAGGCCCAAGUCUAUUCCAUCCCAGGCGGAGAUAGAAUCUAGGCUGGCAGCACUGAAAGCUGACUCUGGAAGACCCGCUCCGUCAGCCCAGGAGAUGGAGGACCGUCUGGCAGCCUUGCAGGGCAGAACACUUCCAUCUACAGCUCUCAGGCCUGUAUACCAGGUCUCCAGCAGCAAGACACAGGUUGAACAGUCAGAUGGCUUGCUGAACCAGAUGGCUGAGGAAGUCACCAUUGAUGAGAGUGGGGGCUUCAGAAUUACAUCUCAAGAAGUGAGGACACAGAAUUUGAAUGAUUUAAAUCAAACAGAUGGUACUGCAGGCGUCUCAGAUCUGCCUUUCAGGCAGUUGGAGGAGGAGAAAAGUAAACUAUUGGCACAGGCUGCUGCUGAACUCAGGGAGGAGAACACCAGGGAGGAAAAGAUUUUGGAAGUGGCCAAGCGACUGGCAGUCUUAAAAGGCAAAGAUCCUGAGACAGUUACUUUGGAUGAUUACAAACUCCCCAAUAGUGAUGAAGAAGAGGAAGAAGCCAUUCAGAGAGUUUUGAAACAGCUUACUGAGGAGGCAGCUCUGGAUGAAGCAAGUGGCUUCAAUAUUUCCCCAAAUCAGUCUGCGACUGUGCCGUGGAAUCCCACUGAGAAAACCAAGGCACAAGCUCCAGUUGCUGCUAAACAUCUAAUUUUGCCUACAAAAGCAGCAGACAGUGAUGAGGAAGAAUUACCCUGGUGCUGUAUCUGCAAUGAAGAUGCCACUGUGCGCUGCCACAGCUGUGAUGAUGACCUCUAUUGUCCGCGAUGCUUCAGGGAAAGCCAUGAUGAGUAUGAUUGGAAGGAGCACAGAACAUCUGGCUAUCGUCCUCCCUGCCAGCAAAAAUGAGCCCAAACAGCAUGAGGGGAAGGGUCCAAAAAAGAUGGUGGCCAGAAGGGUUUUCUACUGUGUACAAGCCGGGCCACAAAGAGCAACUCUGGAAUAUUAAGGAAGGGCAAAGCUAUCCUUGGCAAGAAGAAGGCAGCUGCAAUGAAGUUAAAGGAGGCACUGAAGCUGGUUUGUUUUGUGGAUAAGCCAAGGAGAGUGGUAUGGUCAAACAGGAAGCUUACUGUGCAUCAGAGGGCCAUGAUUAGUGGAGAAAUACAGUGUGAAUAUUUGCAAAGAUAAUAAAUGAUAUGAAGAAAAUAA
This is a messenger RNA of Candoia aspera, 1788 nucleotides long. RefSeq names its product zinc finger FYVE-type containing 19 (gene ZFYVE19). The record is from RefSeq and is a predicted model, not a curated record. Gene Ontology annotation, molecular function: phosphatidylinositol-3-phosphate binding; metal ion binding. Bases 202 to 1488 code for a protein of 428 amino acids. The transcript is spliced from 12 exons. Lineage: Eukaryota; Metazoa; Chordata; Lepidosauria; Squamata; Candoiidae. Gene Ontology annotation, biological process: abscission; mitotic cytokinesis checkpoint signaling. Gene Ontology annotation, cellular component: cleavage furrow; centrosome; midbody.